GCCGGGGAGACCUUCAUUAACCCCCCCGUGCCCGGUCCGGGCCCUGCUCCCGCUGCAGCCGCCCUGGGGCCGCCCCGGGCUCCGCCCGCCCCGCUGCGGAGCUGCAGCCUCCAGGUGCUGCAGAGACGGCAAACAAAAUCAGCGGCCUUGUUGUUCCUGGAACUGCUGAGACCCCCAACUGAGAUCUGGGUCCUGUUCUGCCAGGCGUUGCACAGACCCCAACAGAGGUCAGACCCCACUGUUGUGACAGGUGCUGUGGAGACCCCAACUGAGAUCUGCACUCCAGUUGUGCUGGGCACUGCAGAGACCCCAACUGACAUCAGGCCCUGCAUUGUGCCAGGCUGCAGAAUGACAUCCAUGUUUCCCUCCAGCUCAUCCUGUCUUCCCAUGGGACAGGGGAAAGAAAUGGCUGCAAAGGAGCCAGCUCAGGGGCCGGUGACCUUCGAGGAGGUGGCUGUGUAUUUCACCAGGGAAGAGUGGGCUCUGCUGGACCUCGCUCAGAGAGCCCUCUGCAGAGACGUCAUGCAGGAGAACUAUGAGAAUGUGACCUCACUGGGGAUUCCAGUUUCCAAACCUGAUGUGCUUUCCCAGCUGGAACAAGGGGAAGAGCCAUGGGUCCCAGACCUUCAGGGUUCAGAGGAAAGAGAGAUCCUGAGAGCUCACUGCACAGGUGAUGCAAUGGCACGUGAGAAAAAGGAGCAGAAUUCUCAGCAGAAAGAUGCUGAGCAAGUGGAUAAACACAGAGCAUUAUCACAAAGAUCGGAAAGGAAUGUGUCCAGGAGUCAUGAGCAGGGAAAAUCCUCUGAGAUUCAGCACAGACCAGAGAGAGAGCAGGGAAACCAGCCAGGGGAGAAAGUCGGUAAAUGUAUUUACUCUCAGGGAACUCAGAAGAACCUCAAGGAGACAACAAUCCAGCAGGAAAUCCUCAUGGGAAAGAAAAAAAAUUCAUGCACUGAGUGUGGAAAAAACUUAAGUAACUACUCAGCCCUUAUUAAACAUCAGAGAAUCCACACAAGAGAGAGGCCCUAUCAAUGCCGUGAGUGUGGGAAAAACUUCACUCACAGAUCAGGUCUUUUUCAACAUCAGAGCAUCCACACAGGGGAGAGGCCUUAUGAAUGCAGUGAGUGUGGGAAAAGCUUCAUUCGGCGCUCACAUCUUAUUACACAUCAGAGAAUCCACACAGGAGAGAAACCUAAUGAAUGCAGUGAGUGUGGGGAGACCUUCAGUCAACGCUCAAGCCUUGUUAGUCAUCAGAGAAUCCACACUGGGGAGAGGCCCUAUGAAUGCCGUGAGUGUGGAAAAACCUUCAAUUGCAGCUCACACCUUAUUACCCAUCAGAGAAUCCACACAGGAGAGAGGCCCUGUGAAUGCAGCGAGUGUGGGAAAACCUUCAAUUGCAGCUCACACCUUAUUACCCAUCAGAGAAUCCACACAGGAGAGAGGCCGUAUGAAUGCAGCGAGUGUGGGAAAACCUUCAAUUGCAGCUCACACCUUAUUACCCAUCAGAGAAUCCACACAGGAGAGAGGCCGUAUGAAUGCAGUGAGUGUGGGAAAACCUUCAAUCGCAGCUCAAACCUUAUUACCCAUCAGAGAAUCCACACAAGGGAGAGGCCUUAUGAAUGCAGUGAGUGUGGGAAAAGCUUCACUAACCGAGCAGCCCAUCUUAAUCAUCAGAGAAUCCAUACAGGGGAGAGGCCCUAUGAAUGCAGUGAGUGUGGGAAAAACUUCACUCAUAGAUCAGGACUUUUUCAACAUCAGAAAAUCCACACAGGGGAGAGGCCCUAUCAAUGCAGUGAGUGUGGGAAAACCUUCAUUCGGUGCUCACACCUUAUUACACAUCAAAGAAUGCACACAGGUGAGAAACCCAAUGAAUGCAGUGAGUGUGAGGAAACCUUCAGUCAACGCUCAAGCCUUGUUAGUCAUCAGAGAAUCCACACAAGGGAGAGGCCCUAUGAAUGCAAUGAGUGUGGGAAAACCUUCAUUCGGUGCUCACAUCUUAUUACACAUCAGAGAAUGCACACAGGUGAGAAACCCUAUGAAUGCAGUGAGUGUGGGAAAACUUUUUUUUGGAGCUCAGCCCAUGUUAGGCAUCAGAGAAUCUGCAAGGGAGAUCAACACGAUAAAAGACUCUAGGGCUAUGAAGACUUCUUUUUUUCUUUAAUACUUUGGCUGAUUCCCACAUAGUAACCUUUACAGCUGUUUGAAAUGUUUGCAGCACCGUUAUAUCUCAGCUUGUCCAGAUGAGGGGCCCAUUUUUACCUUUUGCAGUUUUCCCUGUUUCGAGAUGGACCCAUUUGUCCUUUCUAUCAACUCCAUUGUCCCAUGAGUAAUUUGGAUAUGCCCUUCCUACAGGGAACCAGGGAGCAUCACAUUUAUCCCAUUCCUCCUAUUGCAAAGUUACUGUUAGUCACCAAUGAUGCAAAUUGUAUCAUUGCCUGUUGUUUUCACGUUGAUCUGGGUUGUGCUGAAGAGCAGUUAUAUUGGGAGCUUUUAAAAUUAUAUUUAAAUGAAGAGGAGCAGGGGCAGGAAAAAAGUGUCAUUUGAGCCUCUGUGACAGUGGAAGGAGAUGGGGUGUCUCAGAGAUUCCCUCCUUCCCCAUCACUCCAGAACUGUUUUUCUCUGCAUGGCUCAAACAGGAGGUAUCUUCAUCUUCAUUCUAUCCCUCCACUUUUCAAAAUGUCAUGUGAUGAAGUUUUCUCAGUUGUCUGUGCUUGGAGAUGAUGUUUUACUUCUUUAAUCCUAUAUCAGAGUCACUAUGACGAGAGAUGAAAGUGUCAAAGACCUGGAAGGGGAAUUCAAAAGGAUCCCAAACACAGUGUGAUCAUUUGGAGUUUAAAUCCCUGGUUCCAUCUAUUGGUAAAACCACUUCUGGCAAGGUGGCUGUUUUUCCCCCAUUAUGGGGAUGCUAGGAUACUAAAAAUUUUGUAAAUAACAUAACUGACCAUUGAGACAGUGCUGAGUGAAGCAGGUUUGAAGGAUCAGAGGAGAAUGUGAUGGGAGAAUCUCUUGCCCUGAUUCUGAAUAAUCAGAUGUAACCUGCUCUGGAAUUUCACUUGACAUUUUCAUUGUCAUGUAUUCUAUCUCUCUGUGAUGUGACUUCUAUCUUUUCUGAAGGCUCUUUGGCCACCCAAUUGGAUAUUAGUUCAGUUUGAUAGGAUGUAGCUCAGAUUUAUAGGAGAAUUUAAGACAAACGACCAUUUGCUAAAGUCAUCAUUUCUCACUUCAGCUUUGCUUUUUCCCCAUCCCUCCAUGAUGACAUGGAGAAAGUUCAAGUGCAGUUCGGUCAACAGGAGAGAACUCUCCAAUUUACUGGACAUGCUAACAAAGAAAUAGCGGUGAUUUAAAAUCUCCAUU
Dermochelys coriacea (leatherback sea turtle) is the source of this 3354-nucleotide messenger RNA. Its product is annotated as zinc finger protein 883-like. Gene Ontology annotation, biological process: regulation of DNA-templated transcription. NCBI's taxonomy places the organism in Eukaryota, Metazoa, Chordata, Testudines, Dermochelyidae. The transcript has 7 exons. Bases 349 to 2133 code for a protein of 594 amino acids. The record is from RefSeq and is a predicted model, not a curated record.